This is a messenger RNA of Adineta steineri, 462 nucleotides long. NCBI's taxonomy places the organism in Eukaryota, Metazoa, Rotifera, Eurotatoria, Adinetida, Adinetidae. The record is from the annotation of a GenBank genome assembly.
AUGGAACAAUUCAAAAAAGCUGGAAAAUUUAUUAAAACUACUGCCAAGACCAAGUGGAGUGAGAGCUCUACAAUCACAAAAGUAUGUGUCAUUGGCUCGGCAGCUGCUGUAACAGCUCCACUGGCAGUUUUACCCGUCUUAGGAGUUGUAGGAUUUACAGCAGCGGGUGUAGCAGCUGGAAGUAUUGCAGCAUCCAUUCAAACAGCAGCAACAGUAUCAGGAAGUGUUUUUGCUCUAUGUCAGUCUGCUGCAGCUACUGGAAUAGUUGCUACAUCAACUUCCGUGGGUGUGGGACUUGCAUCUGGUGCUACUGCAGGAGGGGCAACAGCUGUCAUUUGCAGACUACUGCGUCGUCGUCCGAACAACGGCGAGAACACUAACACGGAGACGCAAUCCGAAACUGAAGAGUAUCAUGAUACUCAAGAAGAUGAUGAUGAUGAUGAAUCAAUCGAUUCACAUUAA